This is a messenger RNA of Nycticebus coucang (slow loris), 459 nucleotides long. Its product is annotated as GTP-binding nuclear protein Ran-like. Bases 3 to 329 code for a protein of 108 amino acids. The record is from RefSeq and is a predicted model, not a curated record. Gene Ontology annotation, cellular component: nucleus; cytoplasm. Gene Ontology annotation, molecular function: GTP binding; GTPase activity. The transcript has a single exon. Gene Ontology annotation, biological process: ribosomal subunit export from nucleus; protein import into nucleus. Lineage: Eukaryota; Metazoa; Chordata; Mammalia; Primates; Lorisidae.
CGAUGGCUGCCCAGGGAGAGCCCGGAGUCCAGUUCAAGCUCGUAUUGGUUGGUGAUGGUGGGACUGGGAAAACUUCGUUUGUGAAAUGCCACUUGACCGGUGAAUUUGAGAAGUAUGUAGCCACCUUAGGCGUUGAGGUCCAUCCCCUUGUGUUCCACACCAACAGAGGACCCAUGAAGUUCAACGUAUGGGAUACAGCUGGCCGGGAGAAAUUUGGUGGACUCAGAGAUGGCUAUUACAUCCAAGCCCAGGGUGCCAUUAUAAUGUUUGAUGUAACAUCACCAGUGACUUACAAGAACGUGCCUAAUUGGCAUAGAGAUCUGGUAUGAGUAUGUGAAAACAUCCCUAUGGUGUUGUGUGGAAACGAAGUGAAUAUUAAGGACGGGGAAGUUAAGGUAAAAUCUAUUGUCUUUCCCCGAAAGAAGAAUCUUCAGUACCACGGCAUUUCUGCCAAAAGUA